Molecule: messenger RNA, 2250 nt
Organism: Dichotomopilus funicola
Lineage: Eukaryota; Fungi; Ascomycota; Sordariomycetes; Sordariales; Chaetomiaceae
Product: eukaryotic translation initiation factor 3 subunit B
Exons: 3
Coding region: 1-2250 (749 amino acids)
Biological process (GO): translational initiation
Cellular component (GO): eukaryotic translation initiation factor 3 complex
Molecular function (GO): translation initiation factor activity; translation initiation factor binding; RNA binding
Source: RefSeq, a predicted model, not a curated record
AUGGCGCCGUCCUUCGACCACCUCCGCGACGAGGACCUCGACGAUGAGGAUUUCGAUAUGGAUGAGGUCGACAUUUCCGACCUUCGCGAAAAAUACGAGGUCCAACUUGAGCAAGGCUAUGAUACCUUCGUCGUCGUAGAUGGCCUGCCAGCCGUUACCGAGGAACUGAAGCCGAAGCUCAUCAAGUUCCUGCUGAAGAAGCUCAACUCGGUCGGCCGGACAAGCGAAGAUGCCAUUUACAUGCCGAUGGGCGACGACGGCAAAUCGCUAAGAUUCGCUUUCGUCGAGUUCUCGUCUGCCGCCGAGGCUGCCGCGGCGGUACGCCAACUAGAUUUUGUCCCUCUCGAUAAGAAGAACACCCUGCGCGUGAACAAGCUUACAGACGUCGACCGGUAUGGGAGAGAAGGCCGCAUUGACGAGGAGUACACGCCCCCCGCCAUCGACGAGUUUGAAGAAAAGGAACACCUCCGUUCCUUCAUGGCGGAUCCGAGUGGCCGGGGAAGGGACCAGUUUGUCAUGUUCCGUGGAGAGACGGUCGGCGUGUUUUGGAACAACGAGAAAGAUCAACCAGAGAACGUCGUGGACCGGCAACAAUGGACUGAGACCUUCGUUCAGUGGUCUCCCCUGGGAACAUACCUGACAUCGGUACACGCACAGGGUGUGCUCCUCUGGGGUGGCCCGUCGUGGGCCAGGCUGAGGCGCUUCCCCCACCCGUUCGUCAACCUCGUCGCAUUCUCGCCCAACGAAAAGUACCUCGUCACAUGGUCAAACCGGCCUAUUUCCAUUCCCGACAGCGGCCACCCCUCCCUCUCUCUGGACGAUGAUGGCAAGAACUAUGUCAUUUGGGAUAUCGAGACAUCCAAGCCGCUACGGUCUUUUGCGCAACAAGACACACCAGCAGCGGGCGACGAUCCGGCCAAGAAGCCGGCCAAGUUUCCCUGGCCCGCGUUCAAAUGGUCAGCCGAUGACAAGUAUGUUGCGAGGCUGAACCAAGGCACCUCUAUUUCGGUAUACGAGCUCCCGAAGAUGAACCUUUUGGACAAGACGGCCAUUAAGAUUGAGGGUGUGAUGGACUUUGAGUGGGCGCCGGCCACGCCGCGCCGGGACGGCGUCAAGGCCUACGAGCAGCUCUUCUGCUUCUGGACGCCCGAGAUUGGCAGCAACCCGGCGAGAGUUGGCUUGAUGAGCAUCCCCUCGAAGCAGAUCGUCCGUUCCCUCAACCUCUUCAGCGUAUCGGACGCCAAGCUUCACUGGCAAUCCGAUUCCUCGUAUAUCUGUGUCAAGGUCGACCGCCAUUCCAAAUCGAAGAAGUCGCAAGCCACCACUCUUGAGAUCUUCCGUGUCAAGGAAAAGGGCGUUCCUGUCGAGGUUGUCGACACCAUUAAGGAUACGGUCAUCAACUUUGCGUGGGAGCCCAAGGGCGAUCGUUUCGUGAUUAUCACCACGACCGAGCCCGUCGGUGUCACCGCCGUCCCGCCCAAAACUUCCGUCGCUUUCUUCUGCCCCGAGAAGGCCAAGGGCAAUGCGGUUGGCAACUUCAAGCACCUGCGGACCCUAGAGAAGAAGAACAGCAACGCCAUUUACUGGUCGCCAAAGGGCCGCUUUGUCGUCGUCGCUACCGUUGCCAAUACCCAGAGCUCUGACCUCGACUUCUUCGAUGUCGAUUUCGAGGGCGAGAAACCGGAGGGUGAGAAGGACCUCACUGCCAACCUGCAGCUGAUGAACACCUCGGAGCACUACGGCAUUACCGACAUUGAGUGGGAUCCCUCGGGCCGCUACGUCGCCACCUGGGCGUCGGCAUGGAAGCACUCGAUGGAAAACGGCUACCACCUCUAUGACUUCCGUGGCGAGCUGCUGCGCGAGGAGCCUGUUGAAAAGUUUAAGCAAUGGGCAUGGCGCCCGCGCCCGCCGACUCUCCUGACCAAGGAAGAGCAAAAACAGGUCCGCAAGAACCUGCGCGAGUACUCCCGCGUGUUCGAGCAGGAAGACGCCGAGCGCAUCAGCAGCGCCGAUGUGGCGGUCGUCGAGGCCCGCCGCCGCCAGCUUCUCGACUGGUACAGCUGGCGCGAGACCACGGAGGAGGAGCUCAUCGAGGAGCGCCUCGCUCUCGGCUUGCCCGAAAACCCGCUCGCCGAGCUUCUCAAGGAGAAGACAGCCGAGGUUGCGACCGUCGUCGGCGAGGCAGAGGAACAAGUUAUCGAGGAGAUCAUGGAGGAGGUUCUCGAGGAAACGGAGGAAAUUGUCAACUAG